AUGUCGCCGACAACCAAGAGACCGGAAAUGGCGCCCACACAAUUCAUUGGUGCCGUUGAGGACCGCUGGGGCAUGUACAGUGACCGUUCUGAGGACUACACCACUGACUCUCCAAUAGGAUUUGGGGCAUCAUCUAUUGUCUACUCGGCAUCUUACAAGCCUCAAGACUCUUCGCAAAGUUCUGGAUCUCGAUUCACUUCCUCCUCAUUCGCUAUCGCCUUGCAGCGGGAAACGACGCUGAUGUCCCUGUCCAAGCAUCCAAACGUUCUUCGUGUCCAUGGUUCAUGGAUGGAUGGCCACAAGCUCUUUAUCGCAUUGCGGCUCAUGAACAAAGGUAGUGCCGCCAACAUCAUGCACUACGGUUGGCCUGCACGCUUGGAGGAAGACGUCAUACGCUGCAUCCUUCACCAGGCUCUCCUGGGCCUCAACUAUCUUCACGUCAAUAGCUUAUUCAUCGCGACAUCAAGGCACACACUCAAGACCAGAGAUGGGAAAAUGGAAAUCUUUCGUUGGUACACCAUGUUGGAUGGCGCCCGAGCUGAUUCAGGGGAAAAAACUAUGACUCCUCUGCAGAUAUAUGACGAUUUGGGCCAGCCACCUAGAUCUCGCGAGUCACCUCAAAAGGAGCAUAGAAUCCAAGAAGCAUCUCCUACAUUAAAUAGAGAUGGCGGAACGUACAAAUACUCGCGUGCUUUUCAAGAAAUGGUGGAAAGCUUUAUGGUCAAAGACCCGUCGUACCGGCCAAACGCAGAACAACCCCUUCAGACGCAGUUUUUCAAGGGAGCGAAGAAGCCUUCUUACCUUAUCGCCACUAUUCUCAAGAAUCUUCCACCUCUGGCCUAUCGGCAAGAACGUCGAGUUGUUGCAAGUAACCAAACAUUUCGUUCGAUUGGUUCUUGGGAUUUUGCCACUACCAUCCAUUCUCCUGCAAGCGUUCAGCAUCGUCGUCGUCUACUUGAUGAGCAAGGAGACGAUGUGAUAUUCGAAAUGGAGACUGAGUGGGACCGAGAAAACGGGAGAAGAAGCGAAAACACGGAUCACCCUAGUGCGGUAUCCUGGAACGAACCAGAACGGCCGGUGUCCGUAGAAGAAGAACCGGAACUCGAAACCGACUUGGUGCCCUCUUCCGUAUCUUCUUCACCAUCCGGAUCGGAAUUCGAAAGUACCAGCACCAGUACGUCUCCCGAGAUUGAUCUUUUCACGUGGCCGUUGUCUAUUCAUGGGGACGCGGAACCGAAGACUAUUCAGCCAGUCAAAGAAAUACCGACACCAAGUGGUCUCAUCGCUCGCAUGCCGUCGUCGUCGUCCGUCAAGGCCAAACCGGACAUAUCUGCUUCUCCGUUCCGAACCGGGCUUUGGAAGAAGAUGAAGUCAAAUAUAAGACGACCAUCUUCGUAUUACAAUGGCACAAAAACAUUUAAAGCCAAAUCUUAG
Guyanagaster necrorhizus is the source of this 1434-nucleotide messenger RNA. RefSeq lists its product as uncharacterized. The coding region runs from base 1 to 1434 and encodes 477 amino acids. Gene Ontology annotation, molecular function: ATP binding; protein serine/threonine kinase activator activity; protein kinase activity. Gene Ontology annotation, biological process: protein phosphorylation. The record is from RefSeq and is a predicted model, not a curated record. The transcript is spliced from 10 exons. NCBI's taxonomy places the organism in Eukaryota, Fungi, Basidiomycota, Agaricomycetes, Agaricales, Physalacriaceae.